This is a messenger RNA of Gracilinanus agilis (Agile Gracile Mouse Opossum), 1969 nucleotides long. RefSeq names its product X-ray repair cross complementing 6 (gene XRCC6). Bases 57 to 1898 code for a protein of 613 amino acids. The record is from RefSeq and is a predicted model, not a curated record. Gene Ontology annotation, molecular function: damaged DNA binding; DNA helicase activity; telomeric repeat DNA binding. Gene Ontology annotation, biological process: cellular response to X-ray; cellular response to gamma radiation; double-strand break repair via nonhomologous end joining. Lineage: Eukaryota; Metazoa; Chordata; Mammalia; Didelphimorphia; Didelphidae. Gene Ontology annotation, cellular component: nucleus; Ku70:Ku80 complex. The transcript is spliced from 13 exons.
CUAGCUCCGCUCUGCGCCUGCCUUUCUGGUCCCAGCGCCCCAGGAUCCCGUGGGCCAUGUCUGCGUGGGAGUCGUACUACAAACACGAAGGAGCCGAGGAGGAGGAGGAGGAGCAGGAGGAGGGGGCCGAAACGGAAGGAAACUAUAAGUAUUCAGGCCGGGACAGUUUGAUUUUCUUAGUCGAUGCCUCCAAAGCUAUGUUUGAGCCCCAGGAUGAAGGUCCAAGAACUUCUUUUGAUCUAACCAUCCAGUGCAUCCAGAGUGUAUACAGCAGCAAGAUCAUUAGCAGCGACCGAGACCUCUUGGCCGUGGUCUUCUACGGGACGGACAGAGCCAAGAACUCGGUGAACUUCAGAAACGUCUACGUCCUCCAUGAGCUGGAUAGCCCAGGUGCGAAAAGAAUACUUGAACUUGACCGGUUUAAGGGAGAACAAGGAGAGAAAAAUUUCCAGGAGCUGAUUGGCCACGGCCUAGACUAUUCCCUGAGCGAGGCCCUGUGGGUCUGCGCCAACCUCUUCAGCGGGGUCCGGCUCAAAAUGAGCCACAAGCGAAUCAUGCUGUUCACCAAUGAGGACGACCCCCACGGCAAUGACAGUGCCAAAGCCAGUCGGGCCAGAACCAAAGCCAGUGAUCUCCGUGACACAGGUAUCUUCCUCGAUCUCAUGAACCUGAAGAAGCCCGGGGGGUUUGACGUUUCCUUGUUCUACAGGGACCUCAUCACCCCAGCCGAGGGCGAGGACCUCGGGGUUCACUUUGAAGAGUCAGGAAGGCUGGAAGACCUCCUGAGGAAGGUUCGGGCCAAGGAGACCAGGAAGCGCUCUCUGGCCAGGCUGAAGUUCAAACUGGGCAAGGACGUGGCCCUUACGGUCAGCAUUUUUAACCUGGUCCAAAAGGCCUACAAGCCUCUUCCCAUCCGGCUUUACCGGGAAACAAAUGAGCAGGUGAAGACCAAGACGCGAACGUUUAGUGUUGAGACGGGUAGCUUGCUCCUGCCCAGCGACACCAAGAGGUCUCAGGUGUAUGGAGGCCGCCCCAUCGUGAUGGAGAAGGCCGAGACGGAGGAGCUGAGGAGGUUCGACGAGCCAGGCUUGGUUCUGAUAGGCUUCAAGCCUCUCUUUCUGCUCAAGCAGCACCACUUCCUGAGGCCUUCCCUGUUCGUGUACCCGGAGGAAUCCCUCAUCCACGGAAGUACAACACUGUUCAGUGCUUUACUCACCAAGUGCCUGGAGAAGGGGGUGCUGGCCCUGUGCAGAUACACCCCCCGCCAGAACAGCCCCCCGUACUUCGUGGCCCUGGUGCCUCAGGAGGAGGAGCUGGAUGCCCAGAGAGUUCAGGUGACCCCUCCAGGCUUCCAGCUCGUCUUCUUGCCCUAUGCCGACGACAAGCGGAAGGUGCCCACGACGGAGAAAGUCCCGGCCAGCCCGGAGCAGGUGGACAAGAUGAAGGUGAUCGUGCAGAGGCUCCGCUUCAAGUACCGGAGCGACAGCUUCGAGAACCCCGUCCUGCAGCAGCACUUCCGGAACUUGGAGGCCCUGGCCCUGGACCUGACGGAGCCCGAGCACGCCCCGGACCUGACCCUGCCCAAAGUGGAAGCGAUGGAUCUCAGACUGGGCAGCCUGGUGGAGGAGUUUAAGGAGCUCGUCUACCCCCCUGACUAUGACCCCGAGAGGAAGGCGGUGAAGAGGAAGCAAGCUACAGAUGGAGGGGGUCCUGGAGACAAACAGCCCAAGCUCGAGCUGUCUCAAGAGGAGCUCAAGGCCCACGCUGAGAAGGGCACCCUGGGCAAGCUCACCGUGCCCGUCCUCAGGGAAGCCUGCCGGCUGUGCGGGCUCAAGCCCAGCAGCACCAAGAAGCAGGAGCUCUUGGACCUGCUCCAGGAGCAUUUCCAGAAGCCCUGACGGGGAGGCCCGCUUCCCCUCCCUCCUACCUGCCCCUCCUCAAGUUACCAAUAAAGAGAACUGCUUCCUUA